Drosophila montana is the source of this 11611-nucleotide messenger RNA. It is a transcript of the gene Sdb, whose product is annotated as SAXO downstream of blistered. Gene Ontology annotation, molecular function: microtubule binding. The transcript has 7 exons. The record is from RefSeq and is a predicted model, not a curated record. NCBI's taxonomy places the organism in Eukaryota, Metazoa, Arthropoda, Insecta, Diptera, Drosophilidae. Gene Ontology annotation, cellular component: centriole; sperm flagellum; ciliary basal body. The coding region runs from base 304 to 11427 and encodes 3707 amino acids.
CAGACAACCGCAGCGCCGAUCAGUACGUUUUGAGUUGUGCUUCGCGACGGUUGCUGAUCUUUCUCAAGUGCUCCAACGAAUACGAAAUAUGCACGAAUCUGCCCAAUUGAGCAUCUAAGCGAAUAAAACCUAAAAAAUUGAGUGACAAACCAAGCGAUAAUUGUGAUUAAUAGCAACAACAAUAACGAGAUACGAACAAAAAUUAAAUAACAAUUAAUAUACAUACAUACAUAAGCAACUGCAACAUUAUUCAUUCCACAAAGUCAGUGAUUACCUCAUCUGUGUGAAAAUCAAGCUAACAAAAUGGUAUCAAAAAGCAAUAAAACAAAACAAGUGUCGCAGGCAUCGAAGUCGCAGUCGCAGUCGCAGUCGUCGUCGCAGUCGCCGUCGCAGCAACCGCCGCUAGACACAUCAAGCACAACCACAUCGGCGUCGGCCUCAGCGACGAAAUUGACCAAAAAACUGGGACCGAAUGCGACGGCAACAUUAACAACUAACACCAGCUCGACGUCAAUGGAGCAUGAAUCUGUCUCGUACGGUGGGGCGCCUGCCACCAGCAGCAGCAGCACCCCCGCCGCCAUCAAGGUGCAGCGGGAAGGUGAAAGUCUGCUGGCAGCCGGUGGGACAAGCUACAGUUCGUACAAGGCGAAAAGUCAAACGCAAUCACAGUCCAAGCAGUCGGAGCUAUUUAGCAGCAGCAGCACGAGCAGUGCCAAAAUCUCCAAGGAUUACUCAAACGAGAAGAUCAUCUCGUCAAUUGAUCUGCUGGAGAGUGAGAAAAAGGAACCGGUCUUCUCGGUGCCCAUUGAGGUGGUCGAAAUCACAACUCCUGGCAUUAUAACGUCCGCCAGCGCUGGCAGCAUAUCCAAAAUGUAUGCGUCCACAUCAAAAAUGUCCAGUAGCCGCCAGGAGGCAAGCAGCUCCAGUUACUUCGAGUCCACAACCAGUUCCAGCCAACAGCGCAGCGAUGCCAGCGAAACGCUCAUUGCAAGCGAGAGAGCCGCUACCGGUAUGACAUCAUCCCAGCAGUCGUCGAGCAGUAAAUAUGUUGAUGUGGCCGAACAGGUUGUCACAGAUAGCACCAACACCAACACAAACACAAACAUCACCAAUACCAACACAAACAUAACCAACACGAGCACCAGCGAAUCUCAGAGCGUGCCAAAGUCGAAGCUGCGAACAGCUGUGGGUGUCUCCGCGGAUUCGUCAUCGACAACGAUGACGUCGCGCGAACCGGUCGCGACCACAACAAACGGCACGACGUCAUCAACUAAAUUGAAUGCCUCGCUCGAUAAGCUGGCCAGCAGCACAACAGCUGUUAGCUUCGAUGUGGACAGAGCAACGUCAUCGUCGACCAAGUCCAGUAGCAAGCAGGUCAGCAGCGAGGAGAGCACACUGAAGCGCAGCAGCACAAAGCAGUCGACGUCUGCCUCCAAAAAGGAGGUGUACGAUGUGAAGACGAAGACCUGGAGCGAGUAUAGCGAUGGCGGCACGGUUGCCAGCAACAAGAAGGUGCCCACGUUUGAGCGUUAUGUGAGCAAGGAUUCCGAUGGCACCACCCAAAUAACGUAUAAGAAGAAGAUAUAUGACAAGCGCAACAAUCGAUGGCGCGUGGUGGAUGAACGGACCGUGGAUAGCGUCAACGAUGUGGGCUAUCCCGAAAUAGUUGAUGAUGUCAUCAAUACAACAACCACAACAUACACGACCAAGGUGUACGACACAAAGCUUGGAAAAUGGACAAUCGUGGACGAGAAAUCGUACACUGAUACGAAAGCUUUUGUGCCCAAUGACAUUGCCCGCGAAAUCGAGAAAGAUAAUACCGAUGUGGCCAACAUAACGACCACCACAGAGGUGACAAAGAUAUUUGAUGCGAGCAUUAAUGAUUGGCGUGUGCUGGACGAGAAGGUGCACACGGAUGUCAUUGAGAAAAUUGUGGAGACACCCAAGAAGACCAUAUAUGUGGAUGAGUUUGUCGAAAUUGAGAAGAAUACAUCAAUAUCGGAGAACAAUGAGAAUAUUACGCUGAAUCUGAACGAGACAUCGAAACACAAAAAUAUUACCGAGAAUAUUUAUGAUGAAAUCGAUUAUGUGCGCACCGAUAAGAAACGCUUAGACGAUUCAAGAACCCGUGGAGUCGAUAAAAACAAGAAAACAACAACACACAGUGAGAGGUGCAUCUGUGAAAUAUGUACUUGCGGGCGUCAUCAUUGCUCUACCAGCACAACGAAAUCUACAGAAAAUACAAUUGUUGAAAUAGAUGAUAACGUCGACGAAAGUUUUACAAGGAUACGUACUAACACAUGGUCUAAGAAAGACGAUAACAUUCCUAAGAAAACCGAAGACAUAUUUGUAGAUUAUAUAGUGAUAAAAAAACCAGAAGACAAUCUAAAACCCGAAGGAGAGUUUUUAGUUCCACAAAAAGAGCCUUACAAGCCCGGCGAAAGACGCGAAAAAAUUAUACACACAGAUAAUCUACGUAUGGAUGGAGAAAUGACAUUUGUCGAAAAAGAGGAAUAUCAAUACGUCACACGUCCUGGAUACGUUAAACCUACAGACAAUCUGAAGCCAGAGGGCGAAUUUUUCAGUCCUGAAAAGCCUAAAUAUCAGCCGGGAGAUCGCCCAAGCCAAGUGCGACACGCGGACAACUUAAAGCCGGAAGGGGACUUUUAUAGUCCAGAAAAAACCGAAUUCCGCCCUGCUGAGCGUCCAUCGCAAGUCAGGCCAGAAGAUAAUUUAAAGCCCGAAGGCGAAUUUUACACUCCAGAUAAGCCUGGAUAUAAACCCGCUGAACGGCCAACUCAAAAGAAACCUGUGGACAAUCUUAAGCCUGAGGGCGAGUUCGUUACACCUGAAAAACAAGUUUUCCGGCCAGCUGAGAAAACGGAAAGGGUGAUCAGAAAAGAUAACCUGCGAACCGAAGGGGAAAUGACAUUUGUGGAGAAGGAAGAGUAUCAGUAUGUGGUUCGUCCUGAGCAGGUUAAGCCGACAGAUAAUCUUAAGCCUGAAGGUGAAUUCUACAGUCCAGAUAAGCCGAAGUUUCGUCCUGGUGAGCGUCCAUCUCAAGUCAGACCAGAGGAUAACCUGAAACCAGAGGGCGAGUUCUACACUCCGGAUAAACCUGGAUAUAGACCAGCCGAACGUCCAGAGCAGGUUAGGCCUACGGAUAAUCUUAAGCCUGAAGGCGAAUUCUACAGUCCCGAAAAGCCAAAGUACCGCCCAGGUGAGCGUCCAUCUCAAGUCAGACCAGAGGAUAACUUGAAACCAGAGGGCGAGUUCUACACCCCCGAUAAACCUGGAUACCGUCCCGCAGAGCGGCCAGUUCAAAAGAGACCUGUGGACAAUCUUAAGCCUGAGGGCGAGUUUGUUGCACCUGAAAAACAAGUGUUCCGGCCAGCUGAGAAAACGGAAAGGGUUAUCAGAAAAGAUAACUUACGUACCGAAGGGGAAAUGACAUUUGUGGAGAAGGAAGAGUAUCAGUAUGUGGUUCGUCCUGAACAGGUUAAGCCGACAGAUAAUCUUAAGCCUGAAGGUGAAUUCUACAGUCCAGAAAAGCCGAAGUUUCGCCCUGGUGAGCGUCCAUCGCAAGUCAGACCAGAGGAUAACCUGAAACCUGAGGGCGAUUUCUACACUCCCGAUAAGCCUGGAUACAGGCCAGCCGAACGUCCAGAGCAGGUUAGGCCUACGGAUAAUCUUAAGCCUGAAGGCGAAUUCUACAGUCCCGAAAAGCCGAAGUACCGCCCAGGUGAGCGUCCAUCUCAAGUCAGACCAGAGGAUAACCUGAAACCAGAGGGCGAGUUCUACACUCCCGAUAAACCUGGAUAUAGGCCAGCCGAGCGUCCAGAGCAGGUUAGGCCUACGGAUAAUCUGAAGCCUGAAGGCGAUUUCUACACUCCCGAUAAACCUGGAUACAGGCCAGCCGAACGUCCAGAACAGGUUAGGCCUACGGAUAAUCUUAAGCCUGAAGGCGAAUUCUACAGUCCCGAGAAGCCAAAGUACCGCCCAGGUGAGCGUCCAUCUCAAGUCAGACCAGAGGAUAACCUGAAACCAGAGGGCGACUUUUACACUCCGGAUAAACCUGGAUAUAGACCAGCAGAGCGGCCAGUUCAAAAGAGGCCCGUGGAUAAUCUUAAACCUGAGGGCGAGUUUGUUGCGCCAGAAAAGCAAGUAUUCCGGCCAGCUGAGAAAACAGAAAGAAUCAUCCGAAAGGAUAACUUACGUACCGAAGGGGAAAUGACAUUUGUGGAGAAGGAAGAAUAUCAGUAUGUAGUUCGUCCUGAACAGGUUAAGCCGACAGAUAAUCUUAAGCCUGAAGGCGAGUUCUACAGUCCUGAAAAGCCAAAGUACCGCCCAGGUGAGCGUCCAUCCCAGGUCAGACCAGAGGAUAACCUGAAACCAGAGGGCGAGUUCUACACCCCCGAUAAACCUGGAUACAAACCAGCCGAACGUCCAGAGCAGGUUAGGCCUACGGAUAAUCUUAAGCCUGAAGGCGAAUUCUACAGUCCCGAGAAGCCAAAGUACCGCCCAGGUGAGCGUCCAUCUCAAGUCAGACCAGAGGAUAACCUGAAACCAGAGGGCGAGUUCUACACUCCGGAUAAACCUGGAUAUAGACCAGCCGAACGUCCAGAGCAGGUUAGGCCUACGGAUAAUCUUAAGCCUGAAGGCGAAUUCUACAGUCCCGAAAAGCCGAAGUACCGCCCAGGUGAGCGUCCAUCUCAAGUCAGACCAGAGGAUAACCUGAAACCAGAGGGCGAGUUCUACACCCCCGAUAAACCUGGAUAUAGACCAGCCGAGCGUCCAGAGCAGGUUAGGCCUACGGAUAAUCUUAAGCCUGAAGGCGAUUUCUACACUCCCGAUAAACCUGGAUACAGGCCAGCCGAACGUCCUGAGCAGGUUAGGCCCACGGAUAAUCUGAAGCCUGAAGGCGAAUUCUACAGUCCCGAGAAGCCGAAGUACCGCCCAGGUGAGCGUCCAUCUCAAGUCAGACCAGAGGAUAACCUGAAACCAGAGGGCGAGUUCUACACUCCGGAUAAACCUGGAUAUAGACCAGCCGAACGUCCAGAGCAGGUUAGGCCUGCGGAUAAUCUUAAGCCUGAAGGCGAAUUCUACAGUCCCGAAAAGCCAAAGUACCGUCCAGGUGAGCGUCCAUCUCAAGUCAGACCAGAGGAUAACCUGAAACCAGAGGGCGACUUCUACACUCCCGAUAAACCUGGAUACAGACCAGCAGAGCGUCCAGUUCAAAAGAGGCCCGUGGAUAAUCUUAAACCUGAGGGCGAGUUUACUGCGCCAGAAAAGCAAGUAUUCCGGCCAGCUGAGAAAACAGAAAGAAUCAUCCGAAAGGAUAACUUACAUACCGAAGGGGAAAUGACAUUUGUGGAGAAGGAAGAAUAUCAGUAUGUCGUUCGUCCUGAACAGGUUAAGCCGACAGAUAAUCUUAAGCCUGAAGGCGAGUUCUACACUCCCGAUAAACCUGGAUACAGGCCAGCUGAGCGUCCUGAGCAGGUUAGGCCUACGGAUAAUCUUAAGCCUGAAGGCGAAUUCUACAGUCCCGAAAAGCCGAAGUACCGCCCAGGUGAGCGUCCAUCUCAAGUCAGACCAGAAGAUAACCUGAAACCAGAGGGCGAGUUCUACACUCCCGAUAAACCUGGAUAUAGACCAGCCGAGCGUCCAGAGCAGGUUAGGCCUACGGAUAAUCUUAAGCCUGAAGGCGAAUUCUACAGUCCCGAAAAGCCAAAGUACCGCCCAGGUGAGCGUCCAUCUCAAGUCAGACCAGAGGAUAACCUGAAGCCAGAGGGCGAGUUCUACACUCCCGAUAAACCUGGAUACAGACCAGCAGAGCGUCCAGUUCAAAAGAGGCCCGUGGAUAAUCUUAAACCCGAGGGCGAGUUUACUGCGCCAGAAAAGCAAGUGUUCCGGCCAGCUGAGAAAACAGAAAGAAUCAUCCGAAAGGAUAACUUACGUACCGAAGGGGAAAUGACAUUUGUGGAGAAAGAAGAAUAUCAGUAUGUAGUUCGUCCUGAACAGGUUAAGCCGACAGAUAAUCUUAAGCCUGAAGGCGAGUUCUACACUCCCGAUAAACCUGGAUACAGGCCAGCUGAGCGUCCUGAGCAGGUUAGGCCUACAGAUAAUCUUAAGCCUGAAGGCGACUUCUACAGUCCCGAAAAGCCGAAGUACCGCCCAGGUGAGCGUCCAUCUCAAGUCAGACCAGAAGAUAACCUGAAGCCAGAGGGCGAGUUCUACACUCCCGAUAAACCUGGAUAUAGGCCAGCCGAGCGUCCAGAGCAGGUUAGGCCUACGGAUAAUCUGAAGCCUGAAGGCGAUUUCUACACUCCCGACAAACCAGGAUACAGGCCUGCCGAACGUCCAGAGCAGGUUAGGCCUACGGAUAAUCUUAAGCCUGAAGGCGAAUUCUACAGUCCCGAAAAGCCGAAGUACCGCCCAGGUGAGCGUCCAUCUCAAGUAAGACCAGAAGAUAACCUGAAACCAGAGGGCGAGUUCUACACUCCCGAUAAACCUGGAUAUAGACCAGCCGAGCGUCCAGAGCAGGUUAGGCCUACGGAUAAUCUUAAGCCUGAAGGCGAAUUCUACAGUCCCGAAAAGCCAAAGUACCGCCCAGGUGAGCGUCCAUCUCAAGUCAGACCAGAGGAUAACCUGAAACCAGCGGGCGAGCUCUACACUCCCGAUAAACCUGGAUACAGACCAGCAGAGCGUCCAGUUCAAAAGAGGCCCGUGGAUAAUCUUAAACCUGAGGGCGAGUUUACUGCGCCAGAAAAACAAGUGUUCCGGCCAGCUGAGAAAACAGAAAGAAUCAUCCGAAAGGAUAACUUACGUACCGAAGGGGAAAUGACAUUUGUGGAGAAGGAAGAAUAUCAGUAUGUAGUUCGUCCUGAACAGGUAAAGCCUACAGAUAAUCUUAAGCCUGAAGGCGAGUUCUACAGUCCCGAAAAGCCGAAGUACCGCCCAGGUGAGCGUCCAUCUCAAGUCAGACCAGAAGAUAACCUGAAGCCAGAGGGCGAGUUCUACACUCCCGAUAAACCUGGAUAUAGGCCAGCCGAGCGUCCAGAGCAGGUUAGGCCUACGGAUAAUCUGAAGCCUGAAGGCGAUUUCUACACUCCCGACAAACCAGGAUACAGGCCUGCCGAACGUCCAAAGCAGGUUAGGCCUACGGAUAAUCUUAAGCCUGAAGGCGAAUUCUACAGUCCCGAAAAGCCGAAGUACCACCCAGGUGAGCGUCCAUCUCAAGUCAGACCAGAAGAUAACCUGAAACCAGAGGGCGAGUUCUACACUCCCGAUAAACCUGGAUAUAGACCAGCCGAGCGUCCAGAGCAGGUUAGGCCUACGGAUAAUCUUAAGCCUGAAGGCGAAUUCUACAGUCCCGAAAAGCCAAAGUACCGCCCAGGUGAGCGUCCAUCUCAAGUCAGACCAGAGGAUAACCUGAAACCAGAGGGCGAGUUCUACACUCCCGAUAAACCUGGAUACAGACCAGCAGAGCGUCCAGUUCAAAAGAGGCCCGUGGAUAAUCUUAAACCUGAGGGCGAGUUUACUGCGCCAGAAAAGCAAGUGUUCCGGCCAGCUGAGAAAACAGAAAGAAUCAUCCGAAAGGAUAACUUACGUACCGAAGGGGAAAUGACAUUUGUCGAGAAGGAAGAAUAUCAGUAUGUAGUUCGUCCUGAACAGGUUAAGCCGACAGAUAAUCUUAAGCCUGAAGGCGAGUUCUACACUCCCGAUAAACCUGGAUAUAGGCCAGCCGAACGUCCAGAGCAGGUUAGGCCUACGGAUAAUCUCAAGCCUGAAGGCGAAUUCUACAGUCCCGAAAAGCCGAAGUACCGCCCAGGUGAGCGUCCAUCUCAAGUCAGACCAGAAGAUAACCUGAAGCCAGAGGGCGAGUUCUACACUCCCGAUAAACCUGGAUAUAGGCCAGCCGAGCGUCCAGAGCAGGUUAGGCCUACGGAUAAUCUGAAGCCUGAAGGCGAUUUCUACACUCCCGACAAACCAGGAUACAGGCCUGCCGAACGUCCAGAGCAGGUUAGGCCUACGGAUAAUCUUAAGCCUGAAGGCGAAUUCUACAGCCCGGAAAAGCUGAAGUACCGCCCAGGUGAGCGUCCAUCUCAAGUCAGACCAGAAGAUAACCUGAAACCAGAGGGCGAGUUCUACACUCCCGAUAAACCUGGAUAUAGACCAGCCGAGCGUCCAGAGCAGGUUAGGCCCACGGAUAAUCUUAAGCCUGAAGGCGAAUUUUAUAGUCCAGAAAAGCCGAAGUACCGCCCAGGUGAGCGUCCAUCUCAAGUCAGACCAGAAGAUAACCUAAAACCAGAGGGCGAGUUCUACACUCCCGAUAAACCUGGAUAUAGACCAGCAGAGCGUCCACUUCAAAAGAGGCCCGUGGAUAAUCUUAAACCUGAGGGCGAGUUUGCUGCGCCAGAAAAGCAAGUGUUCCGGCCAGCUGAGAAAACAGAAAGAAUCAUCCGAAAGGAUAACUUACGUACCGAAGGGGAAAUGACAUUUGUGGGGAAGGAAGAAUAUCAGUAUGUAGUUCGUCCUGAACAGGUUAAGCCGACAGAUAAUCUUAAGCCUGAAGGCGAGUUCUACACUCCCGAUAAACCUGGAUAUAGACCAGCCGAGCGUCCAGAGCAGGUUAGACCUACGAAUAAUCUUAAGCCUGAAGGCGAAUUCUACAGUCCCGAAAAGCCGAAGUACCGCCCAGGUGAGCGUCCAUCUCAAGUCAGACCAGAAGAUAACCUGAAGCCAGAGGGCCAAUUCUACACUCCCGAUAAACCUGGAUAUAGGCCAGCAGAGCGUCCAGAGCAGGUUAGGCCUACGGAUAAUCUGAAGCCUGAAGGCGAAUUCUACAGUCCCGAGAAGCCGAAGUACCGCCCAGGUGAGCGUCCAUCUCAAGUCAGACCAGAAGAUAACCUGAAACCAGAGGGCGAGUUCUACACUCCCGAUAAACCUGGAUAUAGACCAGCUGAGCGGCCAGUUCAAAAGAGGCCCGUGGACAAUCUUAAGCCUGAGGGCGAGUUUGUUGCGCCAGAAAAGCAAGUGUUCCGGCCAGCUGAGAAAACAGAAAGAAUCAUCCGCAAGGAUAACUUGCGUUCCGAGGGUGAAAUGACGUUUGUCGAAAAGAAAGAGUAUCAAUAUGUUGUUCGUCCUGAGCAGGUGAAGCCGACGGAUAAUCUUAAGCCCGAAGGCGAAUUCUACAGUCCCGAAAAGCCGAAGUUCCGUCCUGGCGAACGUCCAUCUCAAGUCAGACCAGAGGAUAACCUGAAACCAGAGGGCGAAUUCUAUACUCCAGAAAAACCUGGGUAUAGGCCUGUUGAAAGACCUAAGCAGAAGAAACCGCAAGAUAAUUUAAAACCUUUGGAAGGUGUUAUGUACACUCCGGAAAAACCCAAAUACCAGCCAGCAGAUCGACCUGAGCAAAAGAGACAUGUGGAUAACCUAAAGCCUGAGGGUCAAAUGUAUAUUCCAGAAAAAGAAUCAUUUAAACCAGCUGAAAAGGUAAAAACAAUUAUAAGAAAGGACAACUUAAAGACCGAGGGUUCCAUGACGUUCACUAAAAAGGAAGACUAUCGUCACGUCAGAAGACCCGAACAAGUAAAGCCAAGCGAUAACUUAAGGUCUGAAGGAGAAUUCUAUGCGCCCGAGAAAACGACCUUCAAGCCAGCGGAACGGCCAAUUCAAAAGAAACCUAAGGACAACUUGAAAACAGAAGGUGAAUUUUACAAAAGAACUGAUAGAACUGAAACCGAUAGCACAACGCUAAUAGAGAACGCUAAGAGAGAGCCUGCGAAGCGACCGGUAGAUAAUUUAAAAUUAGAAGGUACCAUGACAGUGACUAGAAAAGAUGAUUACAAAUCAACCACCAACAAAACCGCCGUCGACAGAGUUCAGCGUACACAGAAAUACAAGCACAACACUUCAUCCUUCAGCUUGGGUAGUGAUACCACAAUUCUAAAGACAACGAACCAGAUGAACUUUGUAUCCGGCAAGGAUGCAAUAAAGCAAGUGGAUUCCAACAGCCAAGCCCCAGUAGAUGGCCUGAUUAUUGUUUCAACGAAAAAGGUCACAACUGUUGUCGGUGGCCGAUCCAAAAAGGAGCCAGAAACCGAAUAUGUGAAGCGACCAGCUAAAAUAAAUGUUAUUGAGAAUGUGUCCAAAAAUACGACCACAACAAAUAUCGAAAACACACAAAACGUACACAAGGAAACAACGUCGAUGCAAAGAAAUCUCAAUGUGGUGGAGAAAACUGCACUCAAAACAGAGCAAAUCCGUGGCUCAACGGAUGACAGCAGUGCUCUCCAGACCUCUACAACCACAAGACGAACCAACCAAGGUGGCACGUCGACCAACAACGUGACCGAAACUGGAGGCACAACACAUCAUAUAGUUUCAUCAGGCAGAACAGAUACCAACAACUUGACAACAUCUGGAGGGUCAACAGCUCACACAGUCUCGGGCAGGACAGUUACCAGGAACGUGACCGAAACUGGAGGAUCUACAGCUCAUAUAGUCUCAGGCAGGCUAGUUACCAAGAAUGCAACUGAAACUGGAGGAUCAACAUCCCAUAUAGUCUCAGGCAACACAGCUACCAAUAAUGUCAGCAACGGAUCCACGUCUCAUGUGGUCGGUGGCAGCAGCUCGGUGACCAACAACACAAGCAGCAGUUCAACCUCCCAGGUGAGCUCUUCGAAGCAUUUCCAUCACAGGAAGAGCGAGUUUUCCUCGGAGGCCGAUGUGUCCAACUCGGUAUUCCAUCGCAAGAACGUGACAACCGACUCGAGUGCGGUAAACGGCAGUCUAACCUCUAACGGCAAAAUGCAGCGCAAGAGUAUCCUGAACCUACACGAGCAGGUUCCGAGCAGUAAUGCCCAUUCGAGUGAUCGCCAGAGCUAUAGUAGCAUCCAUCGUCAGAAUCGAGAAUCGGAUUUGAAUACUGGCUACGCCACGGAUCGUCGCAGUUGCAGCAUACACAAGGAGAAUAAGGAACAUCAAGUGAAAACCUCCUCGUCUUCCUCAUCCAUGUCGCGCAUUAUAUCGGGUGCUGAUACGAACAGAUCGAACUUGGAGAGAUCGACGAUCACACGCACAUAUGCAUCGGGCGGCAUUGAUUUCCCAUCCCAAUCUCAGAGUGAGCGUCAUGUAACACGUCAUCGCGGCGGUGGUAGCCAGCAUUUGUCCAGUGGCAUCGAUUUUGCAUCCUCCUCAUCCCCCUAUAAUGCCCAUGGUCAGAGCGAACGGAUUGUGACCUCACGUCGUGGCAAUCAAUCCUCGAUUAGUCUGGGCAACGACAAGUUUACCGGCUCCAGUCUCUACAAGAGCGAAUAUAUAACUGCCCCAACAACAACCUGUGCUGUGCAUAAGAUUAAACAAGGUGCAUUCCAACAUACCAGAAGUACUCACGAUCAUAAAUUUUAUAAAACCUCUAACUGAAUAAUACAUGAAAUCGUCUGUACGUAUCGUUUGUCUUGUCUUGUCUUCAUAACAUAUCACACAUAGCGCCUAAGUUUCCAUGACAAUAUUUUUUUAUACAAUAUCUAACUACCUGAAAACGAAAAACAAAAUAUUCAAAUUUAAGAUUAACAAAUAAAGAGCAUAUCAUUUUUUCCAAAAAAAA